Molecule: messenger RNA, 1311 nt
Organism: Brassica oleracea var. oleracea
Lineage: Eukaryota; Viridiplantae; Streptophyta; Magnoliopsida; Brassicales; Brassicaceae
Exons: 3
Coding region: 1-1311 (436 amino acids)
Molecular function (GO): RNA-DNA hybrid ribonuclease activity; nucleic acid binding
Source: RefSeq, a predicted model, not a curated record
AUGGAGGUGUACAUUGAUGACAUGCUCAUGAAAUCCCUCGAAGAGCAGGAUCAUAUCACUCACCUCCAAGAGUGCUUCGAAAGGCUAAACCUACACAAUAUGAAACUUAACCCCACUAAGUGUCGGUUCGCAGUAGCAUCAGGAGAAUUCCCUAAAAAGAUCACCGUGCUAAUCAAAAAGGCAUCCCCGAGAACGAAGCGAGAGGUACAGAGAUUAACCGGGAGAGUCACAGCGCUCAACCGCUUUAUCUCGCGAUCAACGGAUAAAUAUUUGCCUUUCUACGACACCCUAAAGAGGAAUAAGAAAUUCGAGAGAACUGAACAAUGCGAAAAAGCGUUCCAACAGCUGAAAUACUUCUUAGCCACUCCCCCGGUGCUCGCAAAACCCGUAGAAGGAGAACCACUAUUCAUGUACAUCGCAGUAUCAGUCACGGAUGUGAGCGGCGUCCUUAUCCGAGAAGAACGUAGCGGGCAAAAGCCCAUCUUUUACGGAAGCAAAACUUUGCUCGACGCAGAAAUGCGUUAUCCGAUGAUGGAAAAACUGGCGCUUGAAUUCGUAAUGUUAGCAAAAUGGGCAAUCGAGCUGAGCGAGUACGACAUCGAGCACCGAGAAAAAGCUUGCGCAAAAUCGCAAGGCUCCGGGAUCAGGAUCAGACUCACGUCGCCAACUGGGGAAGUACUGGAACAGUCAUUCCGACUAGUAUUCUACGCCUCAAACAAUGAAGCCGAGUACGAAGCCCUAAUCGCAGGCUUACGAUUGGCUCAGGGCCUAAAGAUACACAGCAUUCACGCCUAUUGUGAUUCCCAACUUGUGGCAAGCCAAUACAACGGGGAAUACGAAGCAAGGGAGGAGAGAAUGGAAGCUUACUUGAAACUUGUUGAAAACUUGGCUCAAAGUUUCGACCAAUUCGCUCUCACCCGGAUUCCUCGUGCCAAAAACGCACAGGCCGACGCCCUAGCCGCCUUGGCAUCUAGUUCAGAUCCAGGUCUGAGCAGGGUAAUUCCUGUAGAGUUCAUAGAGCAUCCUAGCAUCGGGCCGCCUGUCAUUAUAAACUUAAUCGAUUCACCCGACGGUGAUCCCGACGAAGUCGAUGUCCAGGCGACGCAUUAUCCAGAGCAGUUCAAGUAUGGAUUCAAGAAACCUUGGACAGAAACAAUCCUCGCAUACAUCGCCGACGGGAAACUCCCAGCAGAAAAAUGGGCAGCCCGAAAGAUUAAGACCCAAUCCGCGCGAUACGUCUUGGUCGACGGAGAAAUCUACAAGUGGAAAUUUUCCGGGCCACUCAUGACCUGCGUAGAAGGAGAGAAAUAA